Molecule: messenger RNA, 1228 nt
Organism: Corythoichthys intestinalis (scribbled pipefish)
Lineage: Eukaryota; Metazoa; Chordata; Actinopteri; Syngnathiformes; Syngnathidae
Exons: 3
Coding region: 118-972 (284 amino acids)
Source: RefSeq, a predicted model, not a curated record
UAGAAUCUCGAUAGGGCGUUAAAAAUCAUAGAAGAAGAACUUUGGGUCCUCUGAAGAAAACUACGUCGAUCCCUAGGAAGGGCACUUGAUCGAACAAGUCUUCAAACCUGACACGAAAUGGAUUUCCAAGAUCACGCGUACACGUCUACCACAGAUGAUAUAGUUAACCCCGUGGAGAUGGUAUAUAAAUUAAACGCCAAGGAAAUGGAAGAGUUUGUGAAGCUAAGGAUGACAAAUAGGUAUCUCUUUUCCGGGAAAAGGAAUACGUCAAUCUGGGCAUGGAAGGCCAUUCUCAGACACAUGGGCUUGCAAGACAAAAUGAAUAACCGUCAGGCCGCCAAAAAAUGGGAAAACCUGAAAAAACGAUACAAGGAUCUCAAGUUCCAAGAAAAUGGUCAAACGUGGCAUCAUUACACUUUGAUGGACGACGCCAUGGAGGGCAGGCUGGAAGGCAGUGCCCCCGUUUUGGUCAUCAGCCCAUUAGAUAAAGUAUAUAACCCACCCGAAGCUAAGAAAAGAAAAAUGAUCGUCUCGCCAGUUGAAGUUGCGCAAAUUGAGGUCCUGCUGGAUGCAGAUGUUGAAGCGGGAGACGAAGAUUGUCGUGAUGACAACAGGACGGAAGACAGCCAGGAGUUCACCCCGCGAGACGAGGCGACGGAGAGGGAAUCUCGGGCCAUGGAGUUGGAACGCAUGGCCCUGCAACGAGAUCGGGAGCUUCUGGAACGCGAGAUCGCCAUAUUGGAACGGGAACGAGCCCUGCUGGAGCGGGAGAAGUUGCUGAUAGAGAGGGAGAAAGAGAUGGUGGCCAAGGACAGAGAUGCUAUCAACAGAGAGCGGAUGGCGUUGGAGAAACAGAAAAGCACUUCAGUCGGGGAAUCGCCCUUCUCCUACGACACCACCAGUGACCGGCAUUCAAAAGACAAGACUGAGCGCUUCCUGGAUUUGUUUGAAAAACUUGUUGCCAAUUUUUGAUGAAUGAAAAAAUAACAUGGAUUUGUAGAGCUCCUUUUAUGGCAACUGAACAUAAAAACAGUUACAGAGAAAUUGACAAUCACACACAAAGACAGAAGAACACUAAACAUUGAAAGAUGAAUUUCGUUUGAAAGAAUUGCUAUGAUGGAGUGAUUGGAAAUGAAUUUUGAACUUUUUUUUUGUCAAGCUACUACUGUUACUACUUUGUUUAAACAAAUGUCAAUAAUACUGUAAUAAAAAAGCUUGUAUUUUUGGA